Molecule: messenger RNA, 2837 nt
Organism: Zerene cesonia (dogface butterfly)
Lineage: Eukaryota; Metazoa; Arthropoda; Insecta; Lepidoptera; Pieridae
Product: armadillo repeat-containing protein 2
Exons: 21
Coding region: 9-2735 (908 amino acids)
Biological process (GO): cilium organization
Source: RefSeq, a predicted model, not a curated record
GUUGUAAAAUGGAGCGUGGCGCAAGGCGAGGGCAAGGAGCACCUUUCUACGUGCCUCCACGACGGAAGACAUCCGCAGAGAUCAUAAGCGAAGCCAGAGCUGCUAUAAGCGGAGAGAUGAGUUCAAGCGGAUCCAGUUUGGGCGCGCUCCGACCGCUGCGCACGCGCAGGCCGUUCACGCCACGCGAGCCCCAACGGACGUUGUUCAGCGAACGUAUCAAGAAGAAAGAUGCCAGACCACCUAGUUCUUUUGACCUUAAAUACAUGACAUUAGCUGAAAGCAACGAGGAGCUGGUGUCUUCAGGAGCGCGCAUCGCCGGACUCGACGAAGAAGAUCUCACACUUAUAAGCGAUGCACAUAAUGAUAUCAAGAAGAAAUCAUUGAAUCGCAACAAAAUAGUACCGCUGGAUAAAACAAACACAGAAUGGAGCGGCUUCCCAAAGCUACCGCACCUUAGCGGCAAAAGUAAACCUCUGCACCGGAGGAACACUACUUCCAGUAGCGAAAUAAAUUCUUGUGAGAGUGACCUUUCUCAAGCUAUUUCAACGAAACCUAUUGGAUCUUCUUCUGGAGACGCUACAUAUUUCAACACACAGAGUUUUCUAUCAAACAAAUCAGCGUUAAGUCCAGACAAAAGAAGACAGUACACGAUGGGCAAAUCCGCGUCAUGUGACGUCAGUAUGGGGGAACUGGGCGAUGUUGGAAUCAAACAGAUUGCCUUGCAACUUCCCAAAACUAGAUACGAGGAUUUUGAAAAAAUGACAGUUCUAGAACUUUCCGAAGCGUUGUCACAAAAGAGCCGUGACGUUGAACGCACGUUGGGCCUGCUUAAAGCCUUACAAAAAAAGGUUGAAGUCUCUUUACCAACAAAUAAUCUCCUAGAGGUUGUGUUGAGGUCUUUGUACACCCAUAUAGAUGGCGAUGAUGAAGUGCUGGUGGCUAUUGCAAGAGCUAUGCUUACAAUGCGCGUUACAGGACCGCACCUUGCAGCUGCCUGCAAAUUGGUUUUCAAAAUUGCCAGAAAUGACAAAAAUGAUCAUUUCUUUAAGAACAGCAACCUUUUAGAGCUGGUGGUGGAGGGGUGCGGUCGCGCGGAGCCGCUCACGGAGAGCGAGUGCUGCGUGUACGCAGCGGGCGCGCUGCGCUUCCUCGCGCUCGAGCCCGCGCUCUGCGCGCUCGCGCACCGCGCUGGUGCGCUGCACCUCGCCGCGCUACACCUCAAGAUACUGAAUAAUGCUAAAGUAGAGCGGCCGCGCCACGUGUCCGAUCAAACGAUACACGCGCUGUACCAAGUGACGGGCGCGCUGCGCAACCUCGCGAACGCUGUGGAGCACGCGCGCUCGUUCGUGUCGAGCGGCGCGCUGGCCGAGCUGCUGGCGGCGCUGCGCCUGCACACCGACCGGGACGUGCUCACCAAUGUUGCGCGCUGUCUUAGCGUGCUAUCAGCGCAGGACGCAUGCUGCGAGUGGAUGUGCGCGCAGCCGCGCAGCGCCGGCGCGCUGCUAUCGGCGCUCGCGGCGUGUGCGCCCCGCGCGCCGCUCGCCGUGCGUCUGGCGUACGCGCUCGGCAACAUGGCCGCCGCGGACGAGACCGCGAGGAUACGGAUUUAUAAUGAAGAAAACAGCAUCGAUGUGUUACUUACUAUUUUAGAGUCAUACACAAAACGUAACAUGAAUGACGCACGGGAUCUUAACUCAGACCCAGACCUUCAUUUAGUAGGUUCCGAUUUGGGUGGUUCAGAUGGAUCUAACGAAGAUAUGCUAAUUAAGACAGUGAGAAUCGUAGCGAAUCUAUGUCUCGCUGAGAGUGUUGGCAAAAGUAUAGCGGAAUCCCACGCGGAAAGAACGAUUCGGGCUCUGCUGGCUUGUUUAGAUGUAGCUGAAAAAUCUUUGAAUAACGAGGCAUCAGAAGCACCAGAAAGUGAAACAGAAUCUCAGUGUGAGAGACAGGACGAGCUAGCGAUGGCGGCGCUGGCCACGCUCAACAACGUGACGUUCUACUUGGAGCCACCACCUUCACCGCGACGUCUUGAUGAUACGCUGGAUCUGUUGUGCAAAGCAACAUGCGCAUGGGCUCGCGGCACGGGCCCGGCGGCGUGCGAGGCACUGCGCGCGCUCGGCAACCUGUCGCGGUCGGCGCGCGCCGCGCAGGUGCUCGUGCUCGAGGGCGCGCUCGACCUUCUGCCGCCCUUCCAUACGCACGAGGACGGCAGCGUGCGCUGCGCGGCGGCCGGGCUCCUGGUGAACGUGUGCGGCGCGGGGUGCGGCGCGGAGACGGAGACAUUAGCAAAGAAUAUGUGCUGCGUGAAGUACACCGCAGCAAUGGACACCUUAUCCGCGGUGUACUGUCAGGUUAAAUCCGGCUCUAAAAAUGACGAAUCGAUAUUCAGUGUUUGUGAAGCGACUUGCGUGGGCGAGAGAAGUGACGUAGCAAUGUCCCAGCAACAUGUACAGUUUGCCAUAAAUCAAGAAAAUAACCAUGUGCCUAUCCAAGAAUCAAUUACAAUGAAACCAAAGAGACACGAUGAUGGCCUACACGAACCUAGUUCGGAUGAAGACGCUGACAGGACUGGGUGCUCCGGCGAAGACCUAGGUUUCGAAGAGGGCGAGCUGGACGAGUGUGACUGCGAGCCGUGCAGGCGUCUAGCGGCCUGGGAGGAGCUGGUGGGGGUGGCAAUUCCCUUGCUCGAGAGACUGCGCCCGCCCAGAGCCGACGCGUCCGUUGGAACCGAAUAGAACGUUCUAGAAUGUUCGAGAACGUUCUAGAAGCAGCCCAUCGAGAAACGGUGCGACUGGGAAUGGACAGUUUUAAAAGCAUUGUAUACGAAUAAAUGUUGU